UGGAUAUUGAAAGCGAAACUCUCCAUUUUCAACUUGUAGGUCGUUGUGGGUGUUCUUUCUUGUCGGUUGCCUCUUGUGAUAAUCGAUCCUAGGGGCCGUAAUAUUUUAUCACUCGUCCAAACAACGUUUAUUGGAAACAGGAACUCACAAAAAAUCGAAGGCAUCAAGAAAAUGUUGACAUCAGCUUUGGCCUGUCAGUCAUUGCCACACUACUCUGAUUUUGAUACAACUUCAGAGAGUGGUCUUUCUGAUUUAUCAUACGUUCUUCCUUAUCGUCCGAAGAAAUCUUUAACCAGGAAUAAACCGAUGAAAGCUAGUCCUGGUGAAAUAAGGCUUGGAGCAAGGGCGAUGAGAAGAUACGAAAAUGAAGUUUAUUUAAAUACAUUAGCUGUGAUUACUGAAACCGAUGGGGACAAUAUUGAUGAUUGUUGGCCUGAAAGUUUUAAUUAUUGUUCAACGUUUACUAAAUUACUAGAAGAUGAGAAUAUUCGAGCUGCUUGGGAUGCAUUUAUUCAAUUAUCUGAAAAAGAACAAGAGAAACUUCUCGGUACACUUCGUGUAAAAAACAAAAUUAAUGAUAAUGAGAUGGCAGGUAGUGAUGAUUAUGAUAAUGAAGAUGAUAUAUCAUCAUAUUCUUCUGCUAUUCACCAUACCCCAUCUUCUUUAUCUCAUCCAAAACGUCACAUGAAGCAUCGAUGUAGACGAUCUAAACGCGAAGAGAGGAAGAAACGAUUUGAUGAUGUGAAUUCACUGCUACAAUCUAAUCUUAAUAUGUGUGUAUCUGUUCAAUCAGAAGAUAAUAACAAUGUGACCAAAGAUAAUUUGCAUGAUUUAGAAAUAGAACGGCGUAUUCCUACUCGUGUACUAUCCCUUGUAUCAGACCCUAUUCCUACAAACAUGAUGACGAUGAACAAUUUAAAACACAAUCGAAAACGUUGUAAACGUCCACUUACUCCGACUGAUAUUUGUUUAAUGCAACGAGUUGAAGUUGAGUUGAGACAGCAUUUUUUCUCUCAAAUAAAUUCAAAUGGUAUUGUUGGUCGUUGGACACCAUCAUUAUCAUUGUUGUCACAAUCAAUGUCACCUUCAAUGACUAACGACUGUACGAAUAAAAAUAAGAAUUAUUAUUCACAUCCAGAUCUAUUGUGCUUGGAUCCAUUCCAAAGAUUAUUGGUUCAUUCAGUCGCCAGCUAUUUAGGGUUGAAUUCAUAUAGUACAUGGUCUAAUUCACUGGGUGAACGUCAAUUAUGGGUGGAGCAAAUUUUAGGUAAAUAUAGUCAGCCACCAAAGCAACACUUUGUGACGUUAAUUGAACAAAAAAUCAAACAAUCAUCAAAACCAUUGUCAUUGAGUACAUGAUAGUGAUCACUGGUGUGUGUAAAAGAUAGUUUACUCCCUUACCAUUUUUAAUUGUUGCGCUGUUUUCCCCUUUUCAUCUAACUAUUCCGUUAUCGAUCACGUUUAUAAUAAUAAUAAUAAUAAUAAUAAUAAUAAUAAUAAUAAUAAUAAUAAUAAUAA
Molecule: messenger RNA, 1518 nt
Organism: Schistosoma margrebowiei
Lineage: Eukaryota; Metazoa; Platyhelminthes; Trematoda; Strigeidida; Schistosomatidae
Source: the annotation of a GenBank genome assembly